This is a messenger RNA of Penicillium griseofulvum, 4020 nucleotides long. RefSeq lists its product as uncharacterized. Gene Ontology annotation, biological process: nucleoside metabolic process. The record is from RefSeq and is a predicted model, not a curated record. NCBI's taxonomy places the organism in Eukaryota, Fungi, Ascomycota, Eurotiomycetes, Eurotiales, Aspergillaceae. The transcript is spliced from 3 exons. Gene Ontology annotation, molecular function: catalytic activity; protein binding. The coding region runs from base 1 to 4020 and encodes 1339 amino acids. Gene Ontology annotation, cellular component: cytoplasm; nucleus.
AUGGGCGACCACUGGCGUCCCACGAAGAGGCAAAGUCAACUUCUCGUGGCUAACAGCGAUCAGCCUGAGGCGGGACUUGUGGUCCGAUUACAGGCACGCUUCAGUAUGCCGAGUCCGAGCGACUAUAGCGUCGGUUGGAUCUCCGCUAUACAUACAGAGUACGUUGCCGCUCAAACUUUCCUUGACGAAAAGCAUGAAAGGCCACAACAUUUGUCUGCCGGUGAUAGCAACGACUAUACAUUAGGCAAAGUUGGUGAGCACAAUGUUGUCAUCGCUGUCUUGCCCAAUGGAGAAUACGGCACGUCCUCUGCAGCAACCGUUGCAAAAGACAUGCAGCGCAGUUUCACAAAUCUCAAAAUCUGUCUGAUGGUUGGCAUCGGCGGUGGUGUCCCAAGUCCAAAUCAUGAUAUCCGGCUGGGUGACAUUGUGGUUAGCGCUCCUCGCGAUGGUGACGGUGGUGUCUUUCAGUAUGACUUUGGUAAAGCAAUCCAGGAUCAAAAAUUCAGACCCACUGGGUUCCUAAACCAGCCACCCGUUGUCUUGCGAAGCACAGUGGAGGGACUUCGGGCCCAGUAUGAAAUCGAAGGCCACCAGAUUGAAGAGGUCAUCGCCAGGAUUUGCGAGAAGAAUCCAAGACUGCGAAAGAAGUACAAUCGGCCAGACAGAAGCAGCGACAGGCUCUAUCGAAGCGAAGUAAUACAUCCUCCAAAGAAUGAAGCAAGCUGUUUGGAAGUCUGUAACAGUGAUCCAUCGAGCUUGAUACCACGACCCGAACGGGCGGAAGGUGAAGAUAAUCUGGUCAUUCACUACGGACUUAUCGCUUCGGGAAACCGGUUAAUAAAGGACGCCCUACUUCGGGACAAGCUUGCAGCGGAGAAAGACAUCCUGUGCUUUGAAAUGGAAGCUGCGGGCCUGAUGAACCACUUUCCUUGCCUAGUUAUUCGCGGUAUAUGCGAUUACUCGGAUUCCCAUAAGAACAAAGUGUGGCAGGGCUAUGCAGCUAUGGCGGCUGCUGCAUAUGCAAAAGAUCUUCUCAGUCGAAUGGUACCAAAAAGGGUUGAGGCUGAGAAGAAGAUCGGUGAUAUUCUAUCCGGCCUCCAUGAAGCUGUAGACAAGCACCGGGACAUUGCAGAGGGGCAGCUCCAAGUUCAGAAAGAGCUACUCAACGAUGAGCGCCAAGCCCGGGAAGAUCAAGCUAUGGAGAGGCUUUCCGAAAAAGAGCAAGAGUGCCAUCAGCUGUUCCGUCUCACAUCUGACGGCAAGGACGCCACAUAUGAGUGGUAUAAAGACCGAGUGGAAAACCGAGUAGAAGGCACCUGCCAAUGGUUCCUCCAACAUGCCAAUUUCCAGAGCUGGCUGAAACAAGAUUCCGGCCCCCUCCUGGUCUCGGCGGAUCCUGGUUGUGGAAAGUCGGUGUUGGCCAAGUACCUGAUCGACUGUUACCUGCCACGAUCUGCCACCGUCUGCUACUUCUUCUUCAAAGAGCAAGACCAGAAUACUGUCCGUCAAGCGCUUUGCGCACUUCUUCACCAGCUCUUCUCCUAUACGCCAGCUCUGAUCAAAUAUGCGAUGCCACACUUCCUCAAGGACGGGAAAGGUCUGACUAAGUCGACUGCCUCGCUCUGGGAAGUGCUGCAAAACGCUGUAAAAGGUACUAGCGAAGGACCUAUAAUUAUUGUCCUCGAUGCCCUGGACGAAUGCGCAGAAUCGGAGUUUGUGGACUUGAUACGGAAUAUUGAGAGCCAAUGUCGCAGCGACCAGUUGGGCCUUGGCAAAUUGAAGUACUUCCUUACUUGCCGCCCGUAUGAGCAGAUCGUGUCCAAGUUCCGCGGCCUAUUAGACGAUUUUCCAAAUAUCCACAUACCAGGAGAGGAGGAGUCAGAAACCAUCAGUCAGGAGGUGAAUCACGUCAUUAAGCACCGGGUCGAUCAGCUGUCGAGGCAGAAGCGCCUCUUACCGCGAAUCAAGAGCCACCUGGAGAAAAAAUUACAGGAGACCACCCACCGCACUUACCUUUGGGUCUACCUUGUGUUCGAUUACUUGGAGAAAGAAAACUUCAAAGAGACAAUAAAAGGGGUCGAGUCAAUCAUUGCAACGCUUCCGGCAAGUAUCAAUGAAGCAUAUGAGCAACUUCUUCACAACUGCGAGUCGGCCCCAACACUCUCCGAAAUGAACAUUGCCGUGAAUACGGAUGACAAAACACAAUCUUUUCAUGAUCUCGACUUGGAUGAUGAAGAGAAGUUCAAGUCCCGUCUCAGAGAUUCGUGUGGAUUGUUCAUCUCAAUCCACGGUGGCAGGAUUUAUUUCCUUCAUCAAACCGCUCGCGAGUUUCUCCUCGCACCUUCAGCAACGCCCAGUGCUGUUCCCUCGGGGCUACAAUGGCAUCACUCCAUCACUACCUUCUACGCACACGCCGUUCUUGCAAAGAUCUGCGUGCUCUAUCUGAACUGCUUCAACUCUGAUGCUAUACUUUGGGCAGAUGCUGAAGCGGAAGGUGGCUAUGAUGUCGAUCCUCUUGCCUUCUUAGAUUACUCGGCCAAAGCCUGGGGGGCUCACUUCCGCGAAGCUGGCGUUAUACAUGACGCUAACAUCGUACCUUCCACUGCGAGGAUUUGCAAUCCGGAUUCGAAGAGCUACUCAGCAUGGUUUCAAAUCUAUUGGGAGACUACAAUUAUGCAGCCUACUGAGUGCUUUACGGAUCUUAUGGUAGCGUCGUAUUUUGGUCAUUGCGCCGUUGUCAAGCUUCUUCUCGAUAUGGAAGCGAAGAUCGAGGCGAAAGACACCGAACAUGGUCGGACGCCGCUAUUGUGGGCCGCUGCGAACGGACACGAAGCUGUCGUCAAGUUGCUACUCUUGCAAGGCGCUGAUAUUGAAGCGAAAGAUACCGAAUAUGGUUGGACGCCGCUCUCGUGGGCCGCUAGGAAUGGACACGAAGCUGUCGUUAAGUUGCUCGCCUUACAAGGCGCCGAUACCGAGGUGAGAGAUACCGAAUAUGGUCAGACGCCCCUAUUGUGGGCCGCUAGGAACGGAGACGAAGCUGUCGUUAAGUUGCUCGCCUUACAAGACGCCGAUAUCGAGGCGAGAGAUACCGAAUAUGGUCAGACGCCGCUAUCGUGGGCCGCCGAGAACGGACACGAAGCUGUGGUAAAGUUGCUCGUCUUGCAAGGCGCCGACGUUGAGGCGAAAGACAAAUGCAAUAGGCGGACGCCGCUAUCGUGGGCCGCUGGGAACGGAUACGAAGCUGUCGUUAAGUUGCUCGCCUUACAAGGUGCCGAUAUCGAGGUGAGGGAUACCGAAUAUGGUCAGACGCCCCUAUCGUGGGCCGCCGAGAACGGACACGAAGCUGUCGUAAAGUUGCUCGUCUUGCAAGGCGCCGACGUUGAGGCGAAAGACAAACACAAUAGGCGGACGCCGCUAUCAUGGGCUGCCCAAGAAGGGCGCAAGGCCGUUGUCGAGCUGCUGCUGGAAUAUGGAGCUAGUGCUAGCGUAGUUGGUUGGACGCCGUUAUUAUGGCCUGCCAUGAGGGGCCAAGAGGCUAUUAUAAAGCUGCUGCUCGAGAAGUGCGCCGACGUUAGGUCUAAGGGUAGUGAAGAUUGCCAGACGUCACUAUCGUGGGCUACCUGGAACACCGAAAAUAGGCAAGAUGUAAUUAUCAAGCUGCUGGCGAAGAACGGCGCCGAUAUCGAAUCGAAGAACAAGGAUGGUCGGACGCCGCUCCUAUGUGCUACAUCGUCGAAAAACGAAGCUAUGGUAAAGCUGCUAGUGGAGAUAGGCGCCAAUAUCGAGUCAAGGGAUAAUAAUGGCCGAACGCCGCUCCUAGGGGCUAUAUCGUCGAAUAACGAAGCUAUGGUAAAGCUGCUAGUGGAGAUAGGCGCCAAUAUCGAGUUAAGGGAUGAGAAUGGUUGGACGCCGCUCAUAUGGGCUACAUCGUUGGAGAACAAAUCUAUGGUAAAGAUGCUAGUGGAGAUGGGCGCCAAUGUCGAUCCAAAGCAUGAGGACGGCCGGACGCCAUUUGCCUAG